UGGAACAUGAGAAUCAAUAGGAAAUAAACGUCUUCUUUCAACAAAAGUGUGGUACUGCAUGCAAAUACUCCUGUCCCCCCCAGUGAAAUUUCUCAGAAGCAAAAGUGACAACACAAACUCGAUUUGUUUAACGAAGCAGGAAAAAUUAGAAUAAGGCAAAAGAAACUAUGUCACUCAAGCGUCACUGAAUGAGAAGCCGGUAAUAGCAGAAGAAGCUGUGCGUUCUAGGAGCCGUUCAUGAAUAAGAUCGAAAUCCCUAAGAGAAGUUGAAAUCCCUCGUGAAAGGUAUCAGCAACCAAGAAGUGGAACCAUGUCUAUGACAUUCCGGCGACCGCCGGUGUCGCUAGGUGGGCGGGGGCCGAAUCCACAGCUGAUGGGGUUGGAGCGAGUACUUUUUCUUGACGUAGACGGAGUCCUGCACCCUGCCUUCGUGCAGUUUGCUCGCCAGCAGUUUCGACCACAGAAUAUGCGCUUGUUAAAGGCGCUGGUACGCUUUUUUCUUUUAGUACUGCAUCCACGUAUAGAUUUACUUCCUUACAUUUUCCUCGUUCGUACAUCUAAAAAACAAUUUUUGUGCAGAUACUAGAACAUGAUAGUGUAGAUUCAGUAAUAAAAGUAGACCAUGAUCUCCUGGCAGACUCUCUGUUUCCUCUAGUAAGUGACGUCGUUUAGGAUCAUUUUUAUUGAUUCCUAGGAUGCGCAUGCGUAAUCAGGUCGAAACGGGACGGCUCACGAUUGUUUUGUCGUCGAGCUGGCGUCUGAAUUUUGAGGCGAAACAGCACCUAAAGAAGGUUUUCGAGUAUUUUCGGAUACCAAUAUGGGUGAGUCAAACACCCAGUAUCGGUAUGUACGCACGUGCACGUGAAAUUUUGGCUUGGGUUUCGAAGUACCAGCCUAGAGCUUGGGCAGCGAUCGAUGACUGGUCACUUCUAUUGGAGACGAGGGCGUUGCAGGGUAUUCACAGUUACGCUACUGAUUCGGUGACUUUUCUCCGUGUACUUGUACAAUACCAUCGAAUUACUUGUGUGAGAAGAAAGAUAGAUGUUUUACUGCACAACUAGGGCAUUUUUUGCAGACAAAUCCAAAGACCGGGUUGACCGCAGCAAACGUUGAAGCGGUGUUGCGUUUGUACGAUGCUCAAGUUGCUGCGGCAGCGGCGCCACAGACGGAACCACCUCCAGCGAAGUUCAGCCGCAAAGUAGCAGCACUCACAGGAAUCCCAGAGGAGAUGGCGGAGCCAGAUGCUCCGGCGGCUGAGAGGUAUGACAAAUCCAGCUCCUGUGCAACAUCUCCUGUCACGCAGGACAAGAAUAGGAUUAAAGCAUACAGAAACCUAGCACGAUUUGCACGUUAUCCUUUUUUUUUUACCGCGACUGCGCUGUUCAAAAUUGAUCUUAGUAUCAUUCGUUGCUUUUUCUCUAAUAUCAUGUUAGACCUCGUCUUCUAAACUUUAAAUAGCGGGUCGGCCAACGCAACGGUGGAUUGGUUGAAUCUGACCUUAGAUGAAGCUUCGUCACCUGGCGUGGGUGGUGAUGCGCUAUACGGACGCCGUUUGCUCCCGUCAUUCACGACAUCGUCGACGUCAACGCGAGCCGCGUCUGUGCCGCCGAAGACCAAAGUAUGGAGGCGUUCGUGAUCUAUAUCCUAUACAUCAGGAGACCGAAAAAUUUUCGUCAUUUAUAAGGAACUCGCGCUUCCUUGACUCAAGGUUGAGUACCUAAGCCUCUCAUCUAACGAAAAACGCAGUCGAGAAACCAAACGGUGACAACACGAAACCCCCUGAGACAGGUGAACCAGAUGCUUCGAAGGGCAGCAAGAAUUCUGUCGAGGCCGUCGCUGCUGCGAUCCCUAACACUGGCAAGAUACAAGAUUUGCUAGUCGUUUCGAAUAGUCGCAACAGCGCUGCUGCAGGUAGUACUGGCGGAAACACAUCCAAGGGGGACGCACCAGCAGCAAGUGGAGUUCAAUCAAAGUCUAGUAGUAGUAGUAGUGGUACAAGUGGCGGAGCCGGUCCUACUUCUUCUAAAACUUCCGGUGGUGCUGCUCCUUCUGCAGCAAGGGCGACCGGCGCGCCAGUGUUGACGCGGAAACGCAUAUUUGCGAAUGAUGAUGCGGAUGUGGACAAGCACAGCCUCUUCCGCGAUAUGCUACUCGGAGGUGCGCAAACCGAGGAACGAGGGUCCUCAACUUCCUCUACUUCCGCCGAAACUUCUGCCGCUACUGUAUCAUCAUAUCCUGCCUCUUCUUCAGUUCCAACACAUGGCUACGCUGCAAUAUCUUCUGCAGCAACAAAAAAGCCGCCCAGCAUGGUCCAAAUAUGUAAAGUACCCGCGGGGAUAGCAACAACGACUCUAUUAGCGUCUGCUGGAGUCGCAGCUAGGCGAACAAAGAGCCCGCAAGUUCCCGGAUCGCUUCUUCAAGCACAAACAAGGACCCAAAGCGGCACAAGGGCACGGAAGCAGCCAAUCGUGCAACUGGGAUCGUCAGCCGCUCCUGGUGGUCAAUCCUUCUCUUAAGGACUAUUCUUGCCGAUUUUCACAUAAGUACAUAGAUCAACGGAUCCUUCUUGAGCUCUACAACUUCCUCGAAAGAUAGAUACUCUCAUGUUGUUGCCCAGCCACCUCAGCUCUGGAGGAUUGCAACCAGACCAGGGCACGCAUGUAAGACAUGACCUAGAAACCUCUUUUUCAUCAAGGAUCAUUCCGGCGGCCAGUGGAUUUUUGACAAAAAUAUAUUUUUCUUUUCUAAGAUUCGCGGUCUUCAUCUUCCGUUACGACCCGACCUCCACUUGCAGGUGGUGAUCGGUACUUGCCGCCGGCCGCGCGACUGUCCAACAUGCUGCAAAAACUGAGUCCUGGUGAGAGCUUACGCCUGCGCUCAGCCAGUCCAUUGAAAGCGGCGUAUGCUAGACCGAAACACUCAGUCCGUGCGUCGUCCGCAAGCAGCUACUCCAUCGGCCGCAAAAAAGCUGCUGGCGUGGGUCUUUAUGCAGUGCAGAGGUAG
Messenger RNA from Amoebophrya sp. A25, 3003 nucleotides. Lineage: Eukaryota; Dinophyceae; Syndiniales; Amoebophryaceae. The record is from the annotation of a GenBank genome assembly.